Morone saxatilis (striped sea-bass) is the source of this 1615-nucleotide messenger RNA. RefSeq names its product aspartate beta-hydroxylase domain containing 2 (gene asphd2). The record is from RefSeq and is a predicted model, not a curated record. NCBI's taxonomy places the organism in Eukaryota, Metazoa, Chordata, Actinopteri, Moronidae.
UCUCUUGCCGCUGGGUGUCCUCCCUGGUGGAGCUCCAGUUAUUUACAAUACCACCAGAAAGAAGAAGCCCACCGUCAGACGCUGCUGUCCAUCCCCCGGGAUAGCCUCCUCAUGGUUCGGCUCCAGUAUGUGACCUCUGCCGGCUCCACUUAGGACUUUUAUUUUGGAGCAUUUUGGAGAUAUUUUCCUAUAAUGUGCGCGCCUGAUAUGCGUCCAGCCUCCGUGUGCACUGCAGUGGUGCGCAGCUUUCGCCUGGAGAAACACCUGUGCGCCCCUCGGCUCCACCGGCCAUGAAUGCUGAGUAGGGAGCAGAUCACCCUAAGGCGCGGUGUCUGUCUGCAUUUGUCUGAGGGAGAGAGAGAGAGAGAGAGAGAGAGAGGCAACAAAUAACACUACGGCACAGCUCAGACAUCAUGCAAGGAGAAGCCUUCCCUCGGCGCAGAGUGCUGAAAUGUUAGCACCGAAGAGCGAGGAGUGUGUCAGAUCGAAUCAGCAGACUGUUUACAUUCGGGGCGGCGAUAAGAGCUCAUUAACAGCCCCUUUCAAUCACCAUCCAGGAACGACGUGUUAACCCCAUCAGCACUUUUUUUUUCCUCCGUCAGAUUCAGCAGUCCGGAGAUGGAGUGGUCGCUGGAGAACGUGAGGGAGAUGGUGGCGGGGGGGAUGCAGUCUGUGAGGGAGUGCGAGAUCUGUGCUUUCGCCAUAGCCAUGUGUGUGCUGCUGCUCUUCAUGUGGUAUUGUUACAGGGUGGGCCGGGAGCACGGCACCAGCCCCCUGCGCGGGAGGUAUCUGGCUGGGCCUGGCCGCAUCGGAGGGGUGGUGGGGGGCUUCAUGAGUUCGGACUGCCGCGGGAGGGGGAAAGGGAAGCACGGGUCGAUGCUGGAAGAGCAGAACGGAUUCGCCUUCUGCCAGUCGGCCGAGUGCUUCCGUUGCACCAGCGCCGGGGAGAGUCUGAACCAGAGGCUCUACCACAGCCUGCAGGAUUACGCCAAGCGCUACACCUGGUCAGGUAUGGGUCGGGUGCACAAAGGGGUCCGUGAUCAAGGAAGAUACCUCAACAGUCGACCCACCAUCCAGCGGCCGGAGGUCUUCUUCCUCCCAGAUCUCCCGUCGGCGCCGUUCUUCUCAAGGGAAGUCCAGAGGCACGACGUGGAGCUGCUGGAGCAGAGCUUCCCCGCCCUCCUGGCUGAGUUUGAGAGCAUCUACCACCAGCCUCCGGCCCGCAGCGGCUCCUCCCUGCCACCGGGCUGGAAGGCCAACAGCACACCCCGCGGGCAGUGGUGGACCUACUACCUGGUCAACCAAGGCACCCCGCUUGUUCUGAAUGUCAGGAGAUGCCCACGGGCAUGGAGGGUGCUGGGCCAGCUGCGCACUUUCAUCGCCAACAACGUGUUCGGGAACGCCUGCUUCUCCGUGCUGACGCCCGGAGCUCUGAUCACCGAGCACUACGGGCCGACCAACGUGAGGCUGCGCUGCCACCUGGGUCUCAGAGUUCCCCCUUCCUGUGAGCUGGUGGUCGGUGGGGAGCCGCAGUGCUGGUCUGAGGGCAGCUGUCUGCUCUUUGAUGACUCCUUCCUCCACAGGGCCUUCCACGAGGGCGGCGCAGACGACGGCC